GGCGACCCGCCUCCCCACGGGGGGAGGCUGCAUGGGCCACCGCUCCCUGCGUGGUCUUCUGCCUCUGCUGCUGCUGCUGCGGCCGCCACCCUCCCGGGCCGGGCCCCGGACGCUCAGCCUGGAGUCCGUCCCGCCGUCCAAGCGACCCCGCGGCAGCCGCAUGGCACCGCCCCGGAUCGGGACGCACAACGGCACUUUCCACUGCGAUGAGGCCCUGGCGUGCGCCUUGCUGCGCCUCCUGCCCGAGUACCGGGACGCAGAGAUCGUGCGGACCCGGGACCCCGAAAAACUGGCCGCCUGUGACAUCGUGGUAGACGUGGGUGGCGAGUACGACCCGCAGAGACACCGAUAUGACCAUCACCAGAGAUCUUUCACAGAGACCAUGAGCUCCCUGUCUCCUGGGAAGCCGUGGCAGACCAAGCUGAGCAGUGCGGGACUCAUCUAUCUGCACUUCGGGCACAAGCUGCUGGCCCAGUUGCUGGGCACUAACGAAGAGGACAGCAUGGUGGGCACCAUCUAUGACAAGAUGUACGAGAACUUCGUGGAGGAGGUGGAUGCAGUGGACAAUGGGAUCUCCCAGUGGGAGGAGGGAGAGCCUAGAUAUGUGCUGACCACCACACUGAGCGCCCGGGUUGCUCGGCUUAAUCCUACCUGGAACCAGCCCAACCAAGACACCGAGGCCGGUUUCAAGCGUGCAAUGGAUCUAGUUCGAGAGGAGUUUCUGCAGAGAGUGGGCUUCUACCAGCACAGCUGGCUGCCAGCCCGGGCCUUGGUGGAAGAGGCCCUGGCCCAGCGAUUCCAGGUGGACCCAAGUGGGGAGAUAGUAGAACUGGCCAAAGGUGGAUGCCCCUGGAAGGAGCACCUCUACCACCUGGAAUCUGGGCUGUCCCCUCCGGUGACCAUCGCCUUUGUUAUCUACACUGACCAGGCUGGACAGUGGCGGGUACAGUGUGUGCCCAAGGAGCCCCACUCAUUCCAGAGCCGGCCUCCAUUUGCUCCCACCAACUUCCUCUUUCUGCUCACUUGUAGGCUGCCCCUGCCAGAGCCAUGGCGGGGACUUCGGGAUGAGGCCCUGGACCAGGUCAGUGGGAUUCCUGGCUGCAUCUUUGUCCACACCAGCGGCUUCAUUGGUGGGCACCACACCCGAGAGGGUGCCUUGAGCAUGGCCCGUGCCACCCUGGCCCAGCGCCGAUGAGUCCCACAAAUCCCCUACCCUAAUAAAAUGCCAUCUGUCUCAUAUUGAUCAA
This is a messenger RNA of Acinonyx jubatus (cheetah), 1247 nucleotides long. RefSeq names its product MYG1 exonuclease (gene MYG1). The transcript has 7 exons. Gene Ontology annotation, cellular component: cytoplasm; nucleus. The coding region runs from base 32 to 1195 and encodes 387 amino acids. NCBI's taxonomy places the organism in Eukaryota, Metazoa, Chordata, Mammalia, Carnivora, Felidae. The record is from RefSeq and is a predicted model, not a curated record.